Molecule: messenger RNA, 1650 nt
Organism: Naegleria fowleri
Lineage: Eukaryota; Heterolobosea; Eutetramitea; Acrasida; Naegleriidae
Exons: 2
Coding region: 1-1650 (549 amino acids)
Biological process (GO): DNA replication, synthesis of primer
Cellular component (GO): alpha DNA polymerase:primase complex
Source: RefSeq, a predicted model, not a curated record
AUGGUCCAGUCGUUAAAGUCAAAAAAGCACACAUCAAAACUUCAUGCACCAGGCCGCAACAAGGGCCACAUUCCUAUCGGGUCGUUAUCAUCGAGUAAUGAUGCCUCCUAUCAACACAGCUGGAAGAGCAUGUACCAUUUACCACCAACGGGGGAAAUAACAUUGGAACAAUUUGAAGAGUAUUCGUUUCAACGAUUGAAAUUACUCAAAAUGAUAGACACAUGGAAAGCAAGAAAUAUUUCCGUAAAGGCAUUACAAGACAAUAUUAUUGAAGAAUCAAACAAAAUAUUUGAUUUAAGAGUUCCUCAAGAUUUGGAUCAUUGUGAGCCUGAUUGGAUUUCUCAUCACAUUCUGAGAUUAGCCUUUGCAAAAAAUGAGCAAUUGAAACAAUGGUUUCUGACUACAGAAUGCGCAUUAUUUGAAAGUAGACUCAUGCAUGCUUCUCAAGACUCGUAUCUCGAUAUUUUACAAAGAAAUGGUAUCAUUGCUGAGCGAGUUUCUGUUGAAGAAAAAAGAAAACUAGAAUCACCACUCUCCAAAAUGUUCACAAAAUACUAUUUCCAUCUACAGUAUCAACAAAAGGAAAAUACUGAAAACGAUGGCCCAGUAUUAGUGACACACAAAUCUCACUCAAAUAUGGAGAGAUUUAACGUUGAAGAUACACUUGUUUUUAAAGUUGAUUUUGUUUCAGUAUUGCAAUUGGUUGGAAAUCGAAGUGUUUAUAUUCAAAAUGGAAAAGCCUAUUUGUUCUUACAUGAUCUCACUUCUUUGAUAAAACAACACUACAGAGCUAAUUUAGCAGUGGCAUUGGCAAAGAUUCAAUCUCUCUAUCCAGAAUAUUUGAAAGAGGAGGAGAAGGACCGAUUACUUCCUUUCCUUAGAGAUGUUAUUCCUGCAGCCAGUGAAGGAAAAUCUCUCUUCUCCAGCACAGCAUCUUUCAUGAGUACUGGAGAAGUGAAACCAGAACAAAUUGAUGCCUUGAGCAAGCAGAGCUUCCCACUUUGUAUGAGAGUAUUGUAUAAGGAGCUGAAAGAAAAGCAUCACUUGAAGCACUAUGGUAGAAUGCAAUUCGGUCUGUUCCUUAAAGGAAUUGGUCUCAAGUUAGAAGAUGCAUUACAAUUUUGGAAAGAUCACUUUACAGCAGACAAUGCCAUGACCUCUGACUCAUUCGAUAAACAAUACUCAUAUAAUAUUAGGCAUAAUUAUGGUAAGGAAGGAAAAAAGACAAACUACUCUCCAUAUGGAUGUACGAAAAUUAUUAACAACCCUGAAUAUGUUUGUCCUUUUAAGGUUUUCAAACCAGAAGAGCUAAGAAAUGAAAUUCGAUCUUAUGGAGGUGGGUCGUCUUUUGAUGAAAAAGAAGUUCAAGAGGUGGUUGACCUUGCCAAAGAUCAUCACUAUCAAUUGGCGUGUAGACGAUUCUUUGAGUUGAGUCAUGGAAUUCAGAAAAAGCCAAAUAAUUUGCAGCUCAUUGAUACGGAAGAUGAUGGUGUGCCAUUCAGUCAUCCUAAUUCUUACUUCUCGAAAUCAGUUAAAGUGUUGCGAGAGAAGAACUCUGUAGGUAACAUUAAUAACGCACCAGCUUCUUCUUCAAACCAAGAACCUUCCACAACGGAUUUAAAUGAAAACUCAAUGCAGGACGAAGAAUAG